Spodoptera frugiperda (fall armyworm) is the source of this 1028-nucleotide messenger RNA. It is a transcript of the gene GSTd3, whose product is annotated as glutathione S-transferase 1. The transcript is spliced from 5 exons. The record is from RefSeq and is a predicted model, not a curated record. NCBI's taxonomy places the organism in Eukaryota, Metazoa, Arthropoda, Insecta, Lepidoptera, Noctuidae. Gene Ontology annotation, molecular function: glutathione transferase activity. Bases 171 to 836 code for a protein of 221 amino acids. Gene Ontology annotation, biological process: glutathione metabolic process.
AAUUGUGUUUUGUUCCCGCUCAAUUUGACGUUAUCAAGUGGCUUUUGAAUUUGGUCGGGUAUAAAGGCUAAUAACAUUGAGUCAAGGCUAGCCGGUUUUCCUAUUUAUUUGUCAUCGACAGUGCCGCAGUUAUUAUCUACAUUGAACACGGAGAGCACGAUUGAUAUAAAAUGGCUUUAGCUCUAUACUACACUGCUGGCUCCGCCCCGUGCCGACUGGUCCUGCUGGUCGCUGCAGCCCUCAACAUCCAGCUAGACUUGAACCCCGUCGACUUGAGAGCAGGAGAGCAAUUUAAUCCGAACUUUUUGAAGCUGAACCCUCAACACACUGUGCCAACCCUCGUUGAUGGCGACUUCUCACUCUGGGAGUCUCGUGCCAUCAGCAGAUACUUGAUCUCCAAAUACGGCAAAGACAACAACAGCCUGUACCCGAGCGAUCCUCAGACGAGGGCUGUAGUUGAUCAGAGGUUGGACUUCGAUUUGGGCACCUUGUAUCCAAGAUUUGGAGGAUAUUUCUAUCCACAAAUCUUCGGUGGGGCGAAACCUGAUGCUGCUCUUCUGAAGAAAUUGGAGGAAGCUCUAGUGUUCCUGAACACUUUCCUAGAGGGCCACACAUACGCUGUUGGGGACAAGUUGACCUUGGCUGACCUCAGUCUUGUGGCUACAGUGUCCACGAUUGACGCCACCGAAAUCGUCAGCUUGGAUAAAUACCCUAAUGUUCAGAAGUGGUUCGAACUGGUAAAAACAACGGCACCUGGAUAUGAAAAGGCCAACCAGGCUGGUAUCGAUGAAUUCAAAGCUCUUCUAGCUUCAUUCAAAGCAAAAACUGAGUUGUAAGUUUCUCAAUAAUAAUAAGUAAACUUUGCAUUUAUUUAUAAAAAAUGUAAUACUGCUUGUUUUUUUAUACAUUUUUACAAAACAUUAUAGUUUCAGCAUCGAUUUCAUUCUAAGCGCCUACGAAUAUUUUACAUAAAGCGACUGAAACUGUUAUAAUACUAUUGUAUUGUACUCAAAAUAAAACACAGAAAA